Molecule: messenger RNA, 693 nt
Organism: Anopheles marshallii
Lineage: Eukaryota; Metazoa; Arthropoda; Insecta; Diptera; Culicidae
Gene: Bgb
Product: protein big brother
Exons: 3
Coding region: 1-693 (230 amino acids)
Biological process (GO): regulation of transcription by RNA polymerase II
Cellular component (GO): core-binding factor complex; nucleus
Molecular function (GO): sequence-specific DNA binding; transcription coactivator activity
Source: RefSeq, a predicted model, not a curated record
AUGAUGAACGAUCCGGCCGCCCUCGGGAUGAUCCCGUUCGAUACGAUCGGGUUGUACGAGCAGCCGAAACCGCGGUUUAUCUUUAAAAUGCCGCGCGUCGUACCGGACCAAAAGUCCAAGUUCGAAAGUGACGACCUGUUCAAGAAGCUAAGUCGUGACAGUGAGGUACGGUACACGGGCUUUCGCGAUCGUCCGAUCGAGGAACGGCGGGGCCGUUUCCGGGCGGGAUGCUGCGAGGGCCACACGGAAGUGUCGUUCGCCGCCACCGGCAUUAACCUGCAACUCGUCUUCAACCCGAACCAUGGCCUCUACCACCACCCGCACCAUCACCACCAUCACCAUCCCGCCCAUCUCGGGCUGGAAAAGGAGUGUGACUUCGACAAGGAGCACGGCAAGGUUCACAUCAAAUCCCACUUCAUCAUGAACGGUGUGUGCGUACGCUUCCGGGGCUGGCUCGAUAUGGAACGCUUGGACGGGAUCGGUUGCCUGGAGCUGGACGAGAAGCGGGCCGCCCAGGAGGAUGCGAUCCUGCGGGAACAGCUCGAACGGUACAACCAGCGCCUGCGUGACUUUGAGGACAAGCAGCGCACCUACCAGCGCACCACACAGGACGAGUUCGAGCAGAUGCGCCGGAACGGUUCCGGGAUUGGUGUCGGUGUGACGGCCGGUGCGUCCGGCAUGUGGAGACGAUAA